UACUUCACCUUAUUACAGGUGUGGGCAUUGCCAACGUCUGCAGCCUACUUGGAAUGACCUGGGAGACAAGUACAACAGCAUGGAAGAUGCCAAAGUCUACGUGGCUAAAGUGGAUUGCACGGCCAACUCAGAUGUGUGUUCUGCACAGGGAGUGCGAGGAUACCCCACCUUGAAGUUUUUCAAGCCUGGCCAAGAAGCUGUGAAGUACCAAGGUCCUCGGGACUUCCAGUCACUGGAAAACUGGAUGUUGCAGAUGCUGAAUGAGGAGCCUGCCACACCAGAGCCAGAAGUAGAACCGCCCAGAGCCCCUGAGCUCAAGCAGGGGCUGUAUGAGCUCUCAGCAAGCAACUUCGAGCUGCACGUUGCACAAGGCGACCACUUUAUCAAGUUCUUCGCUCCAUGGUGUGGUCACUGCAAAGCUCUGGCUCCGACCUGGGAGCAGCUGGCUCUGGGCCUUGAACAUUCCGAAACUGUCAAGAUUGGCAAGGUUGACUGUACGCAGCACUAUGAACUCUGUUCAGGAAAUCAGGUCCGUGGCUAUCCCACUCUUCUCUGGUUCCGAGAUGGUAAAAAGAUUGACCAGUACAAGGGAAAGCGAGAUCUGGACUCGCUGAGAGAGUAUGUGGAAUCACAGCUCCAGAGUGACGCAGAGGGCACUCCCGAGACCACCCAGCCCUCAGAGGCCCCGGUGCUGGCUGCUGAGCCAGAGGCUGACAAGAAGGGCACCGUGUUGGCACUUACGGAAAAUAACUUUGAGGACACCAUUGCAGGAGGAAUAACCUUCAUCAAAUUUUAUGCCCCAUGGUGUGGUCACUGUAAGAAUCUGGCUCCUGCUUGGGAAGAACUCUCUAAAAAGGAAUUCCCUGGUUUGGCAGAGGUCAAGAUCGCUGAAGUGGACUGUACUGCUGAACGGAAUAUUUGCAGCAAGUACUCGGUACGAGGCUAUCCCACAUUGUUGCUUUUCCGCGGAGGCAAAAAAGUCAGUGAGCACAAUGGAGGCAGAGAUCUCGAAUCGUUGCACCACUUUGUUGUGCGCCAGGCAAAAGACGAACUGUAAAAACAGGAGGAAGUCUCCUCUCCUGCCUGGCCGCCUGUACCGUGUCGGGGAGCAGCAAAUCAUGUGGAUGUUGCUGGGUUUCAGGUGGUGGUUAUUCAGAAAGCUGAAUAUCCUAAACGUGUGGCGGCAUCUCUGUGUUUCUUAAGCCAACACACUCUACAGGUUCUUUACUAAGUUUCUCUAAGUAAACAUGUAACUCAUGAUCCCUUUGCAAACUGAAUAUUUUCAGUGGCAAUCUAUCAUCCCCUUUAACCUUCUCUUGAUGAAAUCUAAGUGGUUUCCUUUGAGACUAAAAUGGAGUUGAGGAAAAUCAAAUUGCUGGACUAUUAUGGUUCCUCAGUGAUUUUGGUGGAAGCAUCAUCCAAAGCACCAUUUUUGAGCUGCCCACAACUCCUGGAAAGGUAGCCUGUGGCAGUAUCGAUGUUCCUCUGAGCCGAAGGUCAUAAAUGACUUACUAAUAGUGUGGUUGCUCCAAGCUUGGAGCAGAGUUACAAACAAAAACCCCACACCUCUGGGAGAUACCUUCACAGCCACUCCUGGAUUUUCCGUUCCUGUUAAUACUUCUCUCAUCGUGAGAGGUUUGCCACAAUGAAAGCAAUGGUACUUUUGACACGUGCCUGAGUAAGAUAACGCUGAUGCCAUAAUCUUA
Messenger RNA from Pteropus alecto (black flying fox), 1706 nucleotides. It is a transcript of the gene TXNDC5, whose product is annotated as thioredoxin domain containing 5. Gene Ontology annotation, biological process: protein folding. Lineage: Eukaryota; Metazoa; Chordata; Mammalia; Chiroptera; Pteropodidae. The record is from RefSeq and is a predicted model, not a curated record. The transcript has 9 exons. Bases 80 to 1057 code for a protein of 325 amino acids. Gene Ontology annotation, molecular function: protein disulfide isomerase activity. Gene Ontology annotation, cellular component: endoplasmic reticulum.